Molecule: messenger RNA, 2099 nt
Organism: Brienomyrus brachyistius
Lineage: Eukaryota; Metazoa; Chordata; Actinopteri; Osteoglossiformes; Mormyridae
Gene: adra2a
Product: adrenoceptor alpha 2A
Exons: 2
Coding region: 490-1683 (397 amino acids)
Biological process (GO): adenylate cyclase-activating adrenergic receptor signaling pathway
Cellular component (GO): membrane
Molecular function (GO): adrenergic receptor activity
Source: RefSeq, a predicted model, not a curated record
AUAAGAUUCAAUAUUGACCAAAUAAGUUUUUAUAGGCAUCCACGUGGGCUUGGACCCAGUCCAGAGCUCUGGGGCUGGGUGCUAAGCAACGCUGUCAAGCCCGUUGUUAUAAAGGAGCGGAGUUGUAAAGCCACUCUUCACUGCGAGCAGAUCUGCUGUAAUAGAGUUAGUGCGUGAGAAGCAGGUAUACGGUUAUUAACUCUGCGGGGAGGAGUGAGCCCGUAUACUGCGCGUCAGUCCACGCCUCCAGACGAUCUGCUAGGAAGCCUGCAAGCUUGCAGUCUCUCUUCAAUAAAUGUACAAAAUACACACUAUGUAUAUAUAUUUUUAAGAAAGUUACUAUUCUCCAAAGGACUUCUAUGACAGCAGAAGUCAGUCAAGAUGAAUCGACCGGUCAAGACUGCUGUAAAUGUAAUACCGGAGGACAAUGACAUAAGAAAUGCACGAGAAUUAGUUUCCAGUGUCUAUGCAACGUGCACCAGCGCGUAAAUGGGGGCGUCACAGGAGUCUGAAGAGACCUUUCAGAUGUUCUGCGAGAACUCCACCAACGCAACUUUGCCCAUCCAUAUUUCAGUACCCCUAACAAUAUCCGUGGGAAUGCUUAUUCUCUUGAUAUUAUUUGGCAAUGUUCUUGUUAUAAUAGCAGUAUUUACUAGCCGGGCCUUAAGGGCUCCUCAGAACUUGUUUUUGGUAUCUCUUGCAUCGGCAGACAUCCUGGUGGCUACUUUAGUCAUGCCCUUCUCGCUGGCUUAUGAGCUCAUGGGCAGCUGGUACUUCGGAAAAGUUUGGUGCAAAAUUUACCAGGCCCUGGACGUUCUCUUUUGCACGGCGUCUAUCGCCCACCUUUGCGCUAUUAGUCUGGACAGGUACUGGUCAAUAACCAAAGCCAUUAAGUACAACCUGAAGCGUACCCCCAGACGGAUAAAGUGCAUCAUUCUCAUUGUUUGGAUAAUCUCCGUAAUUAUAAGUUUGCCUGCUUUGAUUAUGCACAAGGAGUUUGGCGUCGACGGCGAGCAAUGUCAUAUCAGCCAGGAAAAGUGGUACAUGAUCUCUUCCAGCAUCGGCUCAUUCUUUGUACCUUGCAUGAUUAUGGUUCCGGUUUACAUUCGCAUUUACCAGAUUGCCAAAAAAAGAACCAGAGUCCCUCCACGGAAAAGCAAAAAGAGUGACCAGAAGCAGGACGACCCAGACGAAAAAUUACACCGGGAGAAGGAAGCAGAGGGAGACGAGAAAAACAAUAAGGGUGAAAUCAAUGGGAUUGACAUGGAAGAGUCGUCGUCUUCUGACCACGACGUUAAAAAUCCCUGUUCGGCGAAGAAAGGAAAAGGUAAAAACAAACUGAGCCGAAUCAAACCGGGAGAUGCCAUCAUUAAAAAAGCCGACCGGCAGAAUACCAACGGCAGCAGGUGGAAAGGACGCCAGAACAGGGAGAAAAGGUUUACAUUCGUGCUGGCGGUGGUGGUGGGAGUGUUUGUCAUCUGCUGGUUUCCCUUCUUUUUCACAUACACGCUGCUUGCCGUAUGUACGACCUGCUGCGUUCCCGAGAAGCUCUUCAAAUUCUUCUUUUGGUUCGGCUACUGCAACAGUUCACUGAAUCCAAUGAUAUACACUAUAUUUAACAACGACUUUAGGAGGGCUUUUAAAAAGAUUCUGUGUAAAGGUGAGAAGAAGCGGAUUGUUUGAUACGCACGUGUUUUUUUGCUCCAUUCUAUUUCGCUAUGAAUGAUGCAUUUCAAUUCACGCACUAUGUCAGGUACCGUCUUAUAAUACGCAUACAUGUACUGACAGGUCAUUUUUAUUUGCAAUAAGCCCGUUUAACAAUUGCGGCUAGUUUGUAUAAAUUAUGUAACAUAUGUGUCUAAAAUGUUCAUUUUAAAUGUACGUGAAUAAUAUGCGCGUUUUAUUGGCCGUGUGCUAUGUUGCGGGCUCAACUUACGUAUAUCAAAAUGUUUCAAAUAUAUUUCUGUUUAUAAAUGUUUAUCUCCUUAACUAUAAGUUUUUAUACAUUUGUUUUAAUUGGUAUUGGUGUGGUGUUUCGUUUUAUAUGAAUAUUCUGUUGUAACAGGGACACUUGAAGGUAAAUAAAUAUUUCAACAAGU